Molecule: messenger RNA, 285 nt
Organism: Acanthoscelides obtectus
Lineage: Eukaryota; Metazoa; Arthropoda; Insecta; Coleoptera; Chrysomelidae
Source: the annotation of a GenBank genome assembly
UGUUGUGUUUAAAAAAACUUUGAUGCGACCUGAAUCGACUUAUUUUGAGUCCAGGAACUACACUAUUUUUCUUAAAAGAACAUCUCAUUUGGGCGAGUGCAACACUAAUUUCACUAAAAGAGCGCUAAAGACGUAACAGUAAAUCAGGUUAAAAUACAGGCGCAACCAAAGCUGCAGGAGUUUUAUAAUGAGGUCCGGUGAGCAUACAGGGCCCUAAAUUGAAUCCUGCAUGCGGAGAUAUUACGAAGCACCAAUUAUCAUCGCGAAUUAUAAUUACUAGGCAAG